AGAUAAGAUACAAGAAUAGACCCCCAUCAGUAAUUACGGUCGUGCCGUGUUUCUAGUCAAUCAAUAUGGUGAUGGAAGUUAGAGUGAGAGAGUCAUCCGUUGUCAAACCGGCAGAAGAAACACCAAAAGUGUGUUUAUGGACGUCAAACUUCGACCAGCUAUGCGUAGUACACGCACAAGCUGUGUAUUUUUACAAGCCUCCAGAAUCAGACGACGGUUUUUCUUCCAGUUCUGGCGAUUUCUUCAACUCUACUGUACUCAAGCAUGGUUUAAGUAAAGCUCUAGUUACUUACUACCCAGUUGCUGGGAGAUUGAAGAGAAAUGAGUCAGGUAGAGCUGAAAUCCAUUGCACUGGUGAAGGUGCCAUUUUUAUAGAGGCAGAAACAGAUUCAUUUAUGAAGGAUCUCGGCGAAUUCACUCCUAAUGAACAACUUGCGCCUCUCUUUUCUAGAAUUGAUUAUAGCGAUAUCUCUUCUUAUCCACCCUUUCUGGCUCAGGUAACUCAUUUCAAGUGCGGUGGUGUUUGUCUAAGUACAGCACUAAGCCAUAUAUUAGUCGAUGGAGUCUCCGGAAUUAACUUCAUCAAUACGUGGUCAGAUCUAUGUCGAGGAGUUGAAGACAUUAAAAAACCUGUCCCGUACUUUGAUCGAACCUUAUUACGUGCUCGUGACCCGCCAAAAGUUUAUUUCUCUCAUAUCGAAUACAAACUACCUUCUGUUGAUUUACCUGCUACUUCACCCUUACCCAAAAUUGCAAUUGCCAAGCUAAAUCUCUCAACCCUGCAGGCCAAUCAACUGAAAUCCAAAUGCAACAAGUACCAGUACCGCCGGUUCAGUUCGUACGAAGUCAUGGCAGGACACAUAUGGCGUUGUUUAUGUAAAGCACGUGAACUUAAAGACGAUGAAGAAACCACAAUAUCUAUCCCAUUAGACUGUCGUUCGCGUUCACGUCCUCCUCUUCCUGAUGGUUAUUUCGGGAACGCCAUAUUUGAUAAUACUGUAAGGGCAUUUUCAGGUGAUAUUGUCUCAAAACCAUUAAGUUACACCGUUAAUUUAAUACACGAGACGUUCAGGUCAUCUGGAAACAAUGAGUAUCUUAGAUCAGCCAUUGAUUAUCUGGAACUAAACCCAAGUAUCCGUACCAUUGCCAAAGGUAAGGGAUGCAAUUUCAGACUUCCAACCUGGGUUAGAUUGCCAUUAUAUGAAGCUGAUUUUGGGUGGGGAAAACCAAUUUAUGUGGGUCCGGGUGUGAAUAGGUUUUUGGGUCGAACUUUUCUGAUUCCAAACCCGGCGGGGAGUGACGGUGGCGUUUGUUUAAUUAUUCCUUUGGAGUCUGAAUAUCAGAUGAAUAUUUUUAAGAAAGAUUUUUAUGAUAUUUGAUUUGAUCGGUCACCGGACUUCAUUAAAAGUCGCAAUGGGAAUUGCAACUUUAAACUAAUUUUGCUCCUGUUAUGUUUGGUUCUUCUUUAAAAUUAAUUUUCC
Molecule: messenger RNA, 1481 nt
Organism: Papaver somniferum (opium poppy)
Lineage: Eukaryota; Viridiplantae; Streptophyta; Magnoliopsida; Ranunculales; Papaveraceae
Product: shikimate O-hydroxycinnamoyltransferase-like
Exons: 3
Coding region: 66-1379 (437 amino acids)
Molecular function (GO): acyltransferase activity, transferring groups other than amino-acyl groups
Source: RefSeq, a predicted model, not a curated record